UUUUCCUGUUCUAGAAAUAUAUAUAAAUGGAAAUAUAUGCUUUUUUGUGUCCAGUCUCUUUCACUCAACAUAACAUCUAUGAGGGUCAUUUAUGUUGUAUGUACAGUUUAUUCCUUUUUUAUUGCAGAUUAGUUAUGCAAUUAUACGAAUAUGCCAGGGUUCUUGAUCCAUUUUCCUAUUGAGGGACAUUUAGGUUGUUUCCAGUUUGGGCUAUUGUGAAUGAAGCUGCUGUGAACAUUCGUGUAAAGGUCUCUUGUGUACAUAAGUUUACAAAUUUCUUAAAUACCUAAGAGAGGAAUCACAGGUCAUAGGGUAUAGACGUAUAACUCUAAAAUUGCCAAAUCGUUCUCCACAGUUGUACCAUUUUACACUUCCACCAGCAAUAUAUGAGAGUUUGUUGUUCCACAUCUUUGCCAACAUUUGUUGUCAAUCCUUUUAAAUUCAGCCAUUCUAAGUGGGCAUAAAACAGUAUCUCACUGUUGUUUUAAUUUGCAUUUCUUUGACGCCAUUUACAUUUUCCCUUUGUAUAUCUACCUUUGUAGAGUAUGGUUAUUCUUCUGUUCAUUUUUAAAACUAAGCUGUUUAUCUCAUUAUUAGUUGUACGAGUGCUUUGUAUAUUUUGGAUGCAAGUUCUUUGUCAGCUAUAUUUUGCAAAUCUUUUCUCCCACUUAUAUGUGGAUUUUUUUAAAAAACUCAACUUACAGACACAGGAACAGAUUGGUGGGAGGUGGAGGAACAGUGAAAUGGCUGAAAGUGGUCAAAAGGCACAAGCUUUUAGUCAUAAAAUAAAUAAGUUGUGGGAUGUAAUGUACAGCAUGGUGACUAUAGUUAACAAUACUGUAUUCUGUAUUUCAAGAUUGCUAAGGGGAUAAAUCUUAAAAGUUUUCAUCACAAGAAAAGAAGUAUAACUAUGUAUGGCAAUGGAUGUUAACUAAACUUAAUGUGGUAAUCAUUUACAAUGUAUUCAUGUAUCAAAUAAUUAUGUUGUAUACCUAAAACUAACACAGUGUUAUAUGUCAAUUAUAUAUAUUUGAAAAAGUCAUUCCAUUGCCUUCUGGACUAUCAUUAUUUCUGAUGAGAAAUCAGAUAUACAUCAUUGAUCUUCUGUCACAUGUAGCUUUACUCUGGCUGCUUUUAAGAUUUUAUCUUUGGAUUCAGCAAUUUAUGAUAUGUUUAGAUGUGAUUUUUGUAUUUAUCCUUUUUGGUUUCUUUCAGCUUUUGGACCCAUACAUCAAUAUCUUUCAUAAAAUUUGCCAAUUCUCCCCUACCGCAUGUACCACUUCUCUUCUAUGUCACCACACCAGCGACAGCUUCUGGAGAGGACCCAAAGCUACAUUCGCAUGUUCUGUGCUGGCCUCAUGGGCUUUAUCUUUGUCCUGCUGAUGUGCUUGUCCCCUUUACAUUGGGUGCGGUUCAUGGUAAUGAAAGACAAGAAGAAACUCUUUGCGGGGCUCUGGACUGUGUGCCACCAUGAUCUCUGCUGGAGCCACGUGCCAAAAGCACCCUACUACCUCCAAUACUCCAGGGCCUUCUUCCUCAUCUCUGCCUUCAUCAUCCUCAUUAUCAUUAUAUGGCUCAGCACCUUUCUCACCAAAGGGACAGGAGACAAAACCCACAUAGAUCUGGGCAUGUCCAUCUUCUCUUUCAUCUCAGGCACCUGCCUACUCCUCUGCCUCAUUUUGUACCUGAUGCAAGUGAAAUUGUACAGUAGGAACGUCUUGGAGCCCCAUUUCCUAUUAGCCUACCGCCUCAAUUGGUGGGGCAGUAUCUUCUACAUGACAGUUGGGUUCCUCUCUGGACUCAAUCACAUAAGUUCUUGGGCUACUUCUCCAGAUCAAAAUCUCCUUGUGAUUCCUAUAACAAGGACAAGAAUAGGAAAUAGGGCCAGAGUAGACGGGGGACUAACUGAAACAAAUGUAGGUGUUUCUACGUGGAUGAAUCAGGCACCAGAAAGGCGGUCAGGUUCAGUGGCACAAUCAAGUGUCUACACAGAGAAAGGGACUCAGACAAAGACAGUAACCCAAAAAGUGCUAGAAAGUCAGGUUGAACCAGAGGUCCAGGCUGAGUCAGGGACCCACACAGAGCCAGAGAUAGGAAGUGAAUCAGCAAUAAAAGAUGGGUUAAUAACUACAAGGUUAGCUACUGAGAUAGAACCAAUUGACACAGUACAGCCAAGGCCUGAGGCAGAGAUAAUUGGGAGUGUGGCUGAUGAUAUGUCAAGCAAUAGCCUUCAGGGUAAUGAAAACAAAAUGACCAAAAACUGGAAUUAUGAGGACAGAGAUUCAGCUGAGAAAAAUGAGGAUGACAAAACAAAAAAUUAAUCUUAGAUACAAGGUAGUGAGAGCAGAGAUAUUAAAAACAAACAAACAAACAAACAAACAAACAAACCCUAGAAGGCUUAAAGAUGUUUUGUUGGGUCUGUAAGAAGUGUGGUAGGAGUAUCAGAAGUAAUUCUGAUAUAAUAGUAUGACUAUUCUUUUGAACCGCCCCACCCCCCACCCCCCCACCCUGGAUUAUACCUCCUUCACGGAGCAAGUGGUAUUAUGGAUGAAAGCAAGCCAUUUGUAUGGGUUAGGGCAAAGGCACCAAUAAUGUAAGGCUCACAAGGAAAGAAAUGCAAAGCUUAUUAAAGGAAGUUUCCAUGUUA
Molecule: messenger RNA, 2647 nt
Organism: Leopardus geoffroyi (Geoffroy's cat)
Lineage: Eukaryota; Metazoa; Chordata; Mammalia; Carnivora; Felidae
Product: transmembrane protein 202-like
Exons: 5
Coding region: 1272-2321 (349 amino acids)
Cellular component (GO): plasma membrane
Source: RefSeq, a predicted model, not a curated record